AUGCGGAAGGGGGCCUACUCAGAUAGGGUGGUCUGGAGAGGCUUAGAAAAAUGGAUACAGCAGAGACUGAAGGAUGAAGUAGCAGCUGGGGGAGAGCUUUCAGACAGCCUCAGGCCUGAAAGCAGCUCGCAUGUUCAGGCUGGCGAAAGCAGCUUGUCUGGCCGGAGCAUAGUUUGGAGCAUGGAUGGCGAGGAAGAUGAUUUGUCUCUGCUGACCGCACUGCUGGAGGAGAACGAGUCAGCCUUGGACUGUAAUUCAGAAGAGAGACACUCCUUGACCCCAGAAGGUGGCGAGCCGGAUGCAUUUGAUGAGCUUUUUGAUGCUGAUGGGGACGGUGAAUCUUACACAGAGGAGGCUGAUGAUGGAGAAGUGGGAAAGACAGAAGAUCAAAAGGAAAAUUUGGAUGCUCUCUUUGGAGAUAUGGAGGACUUAACAGAUGAAGAAGUUCCUACGUUUCAGUCAGCUGAAAAUGGGACCCCUGCCCCCAGUCAAGCAAAAACAAAUCAAGAGUUGCAAGAUGAAUUAAGAAAAUUACAAGAGCAAAUGAAGUCCUUACAAGAGCAGUUAAAAAUAGUGACGAUUAAACAGACUGCAAGUCCAGCCCUUCUGCAUAAGUCGCCUGAUAAGUCUCCACGGCCCCCUCUUAAGGAGAAGAAAGUUCAGAGAACUCAGGAGUCGUCGUGCUUUUCUGCAGAGCUUGAUGUUCCUGCCUUACCAAGGACUAAGCGGGUGGCCCGGACACCAAAGGCUUCACCUGCAGAGCCCAAAAACUCGUCUUCAAGGAUGACAAGUGUACCCUCCCAACCACUCCGAACUAUUCCUGGGAACAAACCUAGUGGGAUGGCUAGAGAUCAGAGUGCAGAAACCCCAGGGAGUUCUGGGGAAAAGGCUCCAACGGUCUCUGUGUCUGUGGAAGCCUUCUCCGGCCUACGGCUCAGGCGGCCUCGAGUAUCCUCCACAGAGAUGAACAAGAAAAUGACUGGCCGAAAACUGAUCAGACUAUCUCAGAUCAAGGAAAAGAUGGCAAGAGAGAAUCUGGAAGAAAUAGACUGGGUGACGUUUGGGGUUAUAUUAAGGAAAGUUACCCCACAGAGCACUAACAGUGGAAAAACAUUUAGCAUCUGGCGGCUGAAUGAUCUCCGUGACCUGACACGGUAUGUGUCAUUGUUCUUGUUUGGAGAGGUCCACAAAGAGCUCUGGAAGACAGAGCAAGGUACUGUCAUAGGCCUACUCAACGCUAACCCCAUGAAGCCCAAGGAUGGUUCAGAGGAGGUGUGCUUAUCUAUUGAUCAUCCUCAAAAGGUCUUAAUUAUGGGUGAAGCUCUUGACCUGGGGACCUGUAAAGCGAAGAAGAAGAGUGGAGAGCCGUGUACCCAGACUGUUAAUUUGAACGACUGUGAGUACUGUCAGUACCAUGUCCAGGCUCAGUACAAGAAGCUCAGCGCAAAACGAGCUGACUUGCAGUCCACCUUCUCCGGAGGACGAAUUCCCAAGAAGUUUGCCCGCAAAGGCGCUGGCCUAAAAGAACGGCUGUGUCAAGAUGGUUUUUACUAUGGAGGGGUUUCUUCUGCAGCAUAUGCGGCCUCAAUUGCAGCAUCUAUUGCUCCGAAGAAGAAGAUUCAAACCACUCUGACUAAUCUGGUUGUUAAGGGUACAAACUCGAUCAUUCAGGAAACACAAAAAAAACUUGGAAUACCUCCGAAGAGUUUGUCCUGCUCUGAGGAAUUCAAGGAAUUAUUGGACCUGCCAACGUUUGGAGCCAGAAACUUGAAACAACAUUUAGCCAAAGCCAGGGCUUCAGAGAUUGCAGAGAGCCCAACACCUGCCAUCCAGUCUAUCUCGGCAUCGGCCCUCUUGAAGCAACAGAAACAGCGUAUGUUGGAGAUAAGGAAAAAGAAAUCAGAAGACAUACAGAAACAAUUUCUCCAAAGCUCAGGUGAGAUGAAGAGCACAGCCGAGCCAUCGUCAUUGCGACAGCCCCCUGCUCAGUCUCCACGAACGGAGGCCGAGCUCCCCAGGCUGGAGGGAACCCUGGCUGCAUGGACGCCCAAGCUUGGGCGAGGCAUCUCAGAAGGAGAUGAUGUUCUCUUCUUUGAUGAGUCACCACCACCAAGACCAAAACUGGGUGCUUUAGCAGAAGCCAAAAAGUUAGCCGCUAUCACCAAAUUAAGGGCAAAAGGCCAGAUUCUUACAAAAACAAACCCAAAUAGCAUUAAAAGGAAGUCAAAGGACCGCAAGGACAUCCUGGAAGUGAAGGAACGUGUAGAGAAGAACAACACGUGCCCUCCUCAAGCUGAGGAUGAACUGGAGCCUGCCAGGAAAAAAAGGAGAGAGCAGCUUGCCUACCUGGAAUCUGAGGAAUUCCAGAAAAUUCUAAAAGCAAAAUCAAAGCACACAGGUAUCCUGAAAGAGGCCCAGGCUGUGCUUCAGGAGCGCUAUUUUGAGCCACUGGAGAAAAAAGAACAAAUGGAAGAAAAGAUGAGGAACAUCCGAGAAGUGAAAUGUCGAGUUGUGACCUGCAAUACAUGUGCCUACACCCACUUCAAGCCCUUGGAGACCUGCAUCAGCGAGCAGCACUCCUACCACUGGCAUGACGGCGUAAAGAGGUUUUUCAAGUGUCCCUGUGGGAACAGAAGUAUCUCCCUUGACAGACUCCCAAAAAAGCACUGCAGUAAUUGUGGCCUCUACAAAUGGGAACGGGAUGGAAUGCUAAAGGAAAAGACUGGUCCAAAGAUAGGAGGAGAAACUCUGUUACCAAGAGGAGAAGAACAUGCCAAAUUUCUAAAUAGCCUUAAAUAA
This is a messenger RNA of Cynocephalus volans (Philippine flying lemur), 2799 nucleotides long. RefSeq names its product minichromosome maintenance 10 replication initiation factor (gene MCM10). Gene Ontology annotation, molecular function: DNA replication origin binding; single-stranded DNA binding. Lineage: Eukaryota; Metazoa; Chordata; Mammalia; Dermoptera; Cynocephalidae. Gene Ontology annotation, cellular component: nucleus; nuclear replication fork. Gene Ontology annotation, biological process: DNA replication; DNA replication initiation. The record is from RefSeq and is a predicted model, not a curated record. The transcript has 20 exons. The coding region runs from base 1 to 2799 and encodes 932 amino acids.